Molecule: messenger RNA, 1626 nt
Organism: Truncatella angustata
Lineage: Eukaryota; Fungi; Ascomycota; Sordariomycetes; Amphisphaeriales; Sporocadaceae
Exons: 2
Coding region: 221-1558 (445 amino acids)
Biological process (GO): DNA alkylation repair; DNA repair
Cellular component (GO): nucleus
Molecular function (GO): dioxygenase activity; ubiquitin binding; zinc ion binding
Source: RefSeq, a predicted model, not a curated record
ACUGAGGUUAGUCUACUCUAGACUAGUCUAGUCAGACUAGAUAGAUGCCCUCGCAAAUCUUUAAAACAAGAAUCUCUCACUCUGUAAAGUACAUGUAAACAUUCUACGCGCCAUACAUGAAAGCUUUCCAGGCCUCGGGAGGUCACAGCACACAUACAUACGUGAUGUGCCGCACGAGACCAAAUCUCAUAUCGAGAGAGUUCACCUCCUCGCCAUCACCAUGGAGGCAUGGCUGAAGGGGAAGAAACGGAAAUCAGGGUCGAUAUCAGAACAGCCACCAGGUGAGGAAAACGAAUCAACCGACGUCAAACUGGCAAUUCUAGCCUCUUUGUUUCCGAACGUCGGCCAGGAGGCACUGCUUGAGUGCCUCCUCGAGCACGACGGAUCUGUGGAUGCGGCAUCGCGAGCCUUGAGCUACGAACCGCCCAGGGAAGACAGGAAAUCCCAAAAUCGAGCCGUCCUUGGCCCACAAACAUCUUUGAGACUCUACUCCUCUGCUCCAUCAGACGGCCCGCAGUUCACAUCGCCCAAGAAGGCCAAGUCGAUGUCCAAGAGAGGUGCAACACUUCAUUUGUAUGAUCCGUAUGACAUCGCUCAACAUACGCCAUGCAGUAUCAUUCAUAACUUCCUGCCAUCAGACGUUGCAAACGAUCUUCUCAGAGAGUUGCUAGAAGAGUCUGUCACAUUUGAAAAGAUAACCUUCAAGCUCUUUGACAAUGUUGUGCAAAGCCCGCAUACCUCUACCUUCUACGUGGAGACGGACGAGGAACUCAAUAUUCAGAAGCAUGAGUACUUCUAUAAUGGCGCGAGGCUGACGGAUGUCAGGAGAAUCACCGCAGAGCUCCUUCGAGUGAAGCCUUUGGUCCAGGAAGGCGUCAACAAAGAGAUAGAAAAGCGCAUCAAAACCAAGUAUCCCAAUCGAGAGAAGCUCAGAUUCCAAUCCCCUGACACGUGGAAGCCAAAUGCUGCUUUUGUGAACUGCUACGACGGUCCGCAGCAGAACGUUGGUUAUCACAGCGAUCAGCUCACGUAUCUAGGCCCGCGAGCUGUCAUCGGCUCUCUUUCCCUAGGAGUUGCACGAGAAUUCCGUGUCAGAAGGGUUGUUCCUAAAGACGCCAAUAACAGCGGUUCCGAGGACGCAGACUUGGAAGGCCAAAUUGCUAUUCACCUCCCGCACAACUCGUUGCUAGUCAUGCAUGCAGAGAUGCAAGAAGAGUGGAAACAUUCGAUCGCGCCCGCACAGGCGAUCGACCCGCAUCCAAUAGCUGGCAACCGGAGGAUUAAUGUCACCUAUCGAGACUACAAGGCGAACUUGCAUCCAAAGUUUACACCGAAAUGCAAGUGUAGCAUCCCGGCCGUGCUCAAAGUGGUGCAGAAGAGAAAAGAAAACUAUGGAAAGUAUUUCUGGAUGUGUCAUGGCGGUUAUAUUCCAGGAAAGGAAAACUGUUCAUUCUUCCAGUGGGCGGAUUUCGACGACAACGGCAACCCGAGUUGGGAUAAGGAUAAAUACAAAAAGGGGCCACAAAACUCGGCGGCGGUUUCUGCACGUGAGCCUUGAGACCAUCGAUAUUAGCACGAAAUGAGGGAGCAUAGAUAUGAUGUAAUGAAACGGUUCUUAGUCGAUGC